Molecule: messenger RNA, 1582 nt
Organism: Wyeomyia smithii (pitcher-plant mosquito)
Lineage: Eukaryota; Metazoa; Arthropoda; Insecta; Diptera; Culicidae
Gene: OXA1L
Product: mitochondrial inner membrane protein OXA1L
Exons: 4
Coding region: 223-1506 (427 amino acids)
Biological process (GO): protein insertion into mitochondrial inner membrane from matrix; mitochondrial respiratory chain complex IV assembly
Cellular component (GO): mitochondrial inner membrane
Molecular function (GO): membrane insertase activity
Source: RefSeq, a predicted model, not a curated record
AACAUCGCAUUUGCGGUACGGAAUUCACUAGGAAGUACUGUGUGUUAUUAUAUAUGGGAACUAUAACGCUUUGUAACGUCAACAAUGCGAUCGUGCAGACCGACACGUUUUUCCGUCUUCGUGCUUUUGAGUUGCGUGAUUCUGCUGGAGUACCGGGUUAUUGUGAAAAAAGUACAUUUUCUUUUGAAAUAAGCAGUAAAAACAGAAGCAUAUAGUUUUAAAAUGUUAACACGUGCCGGAUCCAUACUUUCGAGAGGCGGAUUAUGUGGAAGAAUUUGCUUAACUUCUGAAACACUUGCUUUGCCUGCUGAAAACCACCGAAAUUACCAUAUCGCUUGCCUGAACGACCAUCGUCACAUAUUGCGUACCAGCCAGACCGUAAGAUUGCAGAACAAAUUCUUCACUCCUCUGACUGCGUCGGUUUUGGUGAGAAACAUCAGCACCAAUGACGCAGAUAAAAAUUUACUGGAAAUUAUUCCUGAGCCACCGGCGAUUCCAGAACCGACGGUGAUUCCGGCGGCACCGGAAAUAUCAGAUAUAGUCGCAGCUGGUGCAGAACCUACAUUCGCUUCGCUUGGCCUAGGAGGCUGGAGUCCUGUGGGGAUAGUACAAAACUGCAUGGAAUUCCUGCACAUAAGCUUGGAUCUUCCCUGGUGGGGGUGCAUCGCCAUUGGUACAAUUUGUGUGCGAACUUUGUUGUUCCCGCUAGUCAUUGCAAGUCAGCGUAACGCUGCCAAAAUGAACAACAACAUGCCCCAGAUGCAGCUUCUGCAGAUGAAAAUGACUGAGGCCCGGCAGGCCGGUAAUGCGAUCGAUUCCGCUCGUUAUGCACAGGAAAUGGUUCAGUUUAUGAAGGAAAAGAAUCUUAACCCGUUGAAGAAUAUGCUGGUGCCAUUGGCACAGGCUCCAAUUUUUAUUUCGUUUUUCGUGGGAUUACGGCAAAUGGCGAAUGCUCCGGUAGAAUCCCUGCGGGAUGGAGGACUAUUCUGGUUCACGGAUUUGACUGUUUGCGAUCAGUUCUAUGCUUUACCAAUUAUUACCAGUUUAACUAUGUUUCUGACGAUCGAGGUAGGAACGGAUAGCGCACGGAUGUCGGCCCCGAACAUGCAGACCGUGAGAUAUGUUCUGCGCGCGAUGCCACUAUUCGUUUUUCCUUUCACUAUUAACUUCCCAGGAGCUAUCCUUUGCUACUGGGUGUGCAGUAAUUUCUUCUCACUGAUACAAGUUGGUUUCCUGCGAAUUCCAGCAGUGAGGGAUUAUUUCAAGAUAGAACGAUUGGUUCAGUUCCAGCCGGAUGCGUUGCCGAUUAAGAAGAAAAAGUUCACUGAAGGUGUCAAGGAGUCUUGGUCAAAUAUGAAAAUUACGCGGGAACUCCAGGAACGAGCACGAAUCGACGAAAUAACCUUUCAAAAAGCUGGCCGAGGCCCACUGGUUAAAACAUACAAGUACGAUCCCACUGCUGCUAGACCGGCGACAGGAAACACAAUCAACGCUAAGAAGCGGUAAUCAAGUAUGUAAUGUGCGACGCCAUUAAACACAAAACUUAACAUUUAAAUACAAUAGUUUAUUAUUUGGUUAUUUA